Messenger RNA from Rotaria sordida, 1209 nucleotides. The record is from the annotation of a GenBank genome assembly. Lineage: Eukaryota; Metazoa; Rotifera; Eurotatoria; Philodinida; Philodinidae.
AUGUUCGUAUCGCGUAUUUUCCUAUCAGGGUUAUUAAAAUGCAAACAUCGUUUUAAAAUAUCAUCUACUCGAUGUUUUGCAUCAAAAUUAUCGAAUGUUUCAUCAUCAUCAUCAUCAAUAAUAAAAACUGAUGAAAAAAAUAAUAAUUUGAAUUUAAAUGAUCAAAAGCAAGGAAUGGAUAAUAAUGAAUGGUUAUGGGCUUAUUUACGUAAUCGAAAAAAUUUUGUAGAUCUUAGUGAAGAACAAAGACGACGUGUUAUUGAAAUUGAAAUUCAAACAUUGAGAGAAAGUGGUGAACGUGUACCAGAAAUUAUACCUGACGAACGAUGGGCUGACCUAUUGAAUUUACCUUUACUUGAAUCUCGAAAAAAGUUUUAUGGAUAUCUUUUUCUUCGUGAACUUGGUCGUAAACGUCGUGCUGCUACAGUUGCUUUAAAUGAUAUACGUCGUUCUGAAUCAGCUAAACGUCGUGCUGAAUUACUUUCUGAUGGAAAACCACCAACAAAUUAUCCCGGUUAUUCAUCAAUAUUUCGUCAUAUUGGUCGACAUCAUGAAAAACUUUUACGUGAACAAAUUUUACUUGCACCAGCACGACUUGGUGAAAUGCUUGUUAUUGAUUGUGGUUUUGAACAAGAACAUGUACGUGAAUAUUAUUUAUCAAAUUUAGUUGAUCAAAUACAAUAUGUAUUUGCUGAUAUAACACGUUAUCAUUCACCAUCAUUUGUUUAUUUAUGUAAUUUAUCACAUCAUGGACGAUUAGAAGCUGAAUUUACUCGUCGUGCAUCAUUAGAAAAUAUGUGUUUCGAAUUUACAGAAUUAAAUUAUUUAGAUAUAUUUCCACAUGAUAAACUUAUUUAUUUAUCACCAGAUUCUAAUGUUGAAAUGACAUCAUUUGAUCAUGAUGCUAUUUAUAUUAUUGGUGGAAUCGCUGAUCGUACUGGUAAAAAACCUUUAACAUUUGGUAAAGCAAAACGUGAAAAUAUAAAACAUCAACGAUUUCCUAUAGAUCGAUAUGUAAAAUUUGGUGGUGGUAGCGGAAAAUCAUUAACUAUUGAUCAAGUUUAUAAUAUUUUAAUGACAUUAAAACAUACUGGAUCUUGGAUAGAAGCAUUUAAAUAUAUUCCUGAUCGAAAAGUUGUUGAACGAUAUUCAGAAAAAAUGGAUAAUAAACAACGUAUUCAUGAAAAAUAUGUUCGACGUACUCAGUAA